This is a messenger RNA of Symbiodinium sp. CCMP2592, 1068 nucleotides long. NCBI's taxonomy places the organism in Eukaryota, Dinophyceae, Suessiales, Symbiodiniaceae. The record is from the annotation of a GenBank genome assembly.
AUGGACGCAGACCGGCGACAACACGAAGAAUCUGGUCAUCUGCAAGAUUUGGAGUGCGGAGCAUGGUUGAAUGGGGCAUGGGAUGCUCUCAAGUGUGGGUCAGAUUGGAGUUUAGCAUCCUGCGUUGCGAGAGACAUACAAUCGAGCAUGAGUCUCUCUCCAAAUGACCAAGCUGAACACAAUGCAGAACCCACUCUUAGGGAUCCUGUGACACUGAAAACACUCAAGGCGAUGAAGCAUCGUGGCGAUUCGUUCGCGUGUCUCGCAUGCUAUGACGCGACCACAGCACGCUGGCUCGAGCGUGGGGGGGUGCAUGUCCUGCUCGCGGGAGAUUCCGCGGCUCAGGUCAUGCUCGGCUUUGAUCGGACGAUUGACAUGCCGAUGGAGUACGCGAUUCAGAUGACGGCUGCGGUGAAGCGGGGCGCUCCGGGAACGCUUGUGAUGGCGGAUAUGCCGUUCAUGAGCUAUCACCGAUCGGUGGACGAAGCGAUGGGCAACGCUGGUCGAUUUAUGACAGAGGGGAUGGCGGAUGUCAUCAAGCUCGAAGCGGAUGAGACCCAAGCCGGGAUUGUCGAUCGAUUGACUAGGGCUGGAGUACCAAUCUGUGCUCAUGUGGGAUGCAAGCCUCAGGCGAGCUCUGUGACCGGCGGUCCAGUCGCGGCGGGACGGACAUCAGAUUCGCUUGAGCAGGUAGUGCGGGAUGCUCAUGCCCUUCAGGACGCGGGCGCGGUCUUACUGCUGAUCGAAGCGGUUCCCGAUGAGGUGACGGCCCGUGUCAUGGAAAUCGCUUCGGUCCCAGUGAUCGGGAUCGGAGCCGGGACGGCCUGCGAUGGGCAGAUUCUCGUCGUCAAUGAUCUGCUUGGACUCACGGAUCAUCCCCCUCGCUUCGCUGAGCCGGUCGCUUCGAUUGGGGCGGAGAUCAUGCGAUCUGGGAAAGAGUGGGUUUCGAGGGUCCGUGAUGGAUCGAUUGGGGGUCAGCGGUACUCGAUGCGUGCGGGUGAGUCGGAAAAACUUGGAUCGACCUCUAAAGAAUCUGCCACCAAGGAUGCCAGGAAACCGAAUACAUAG